CGGAAUGCGCCGUACCCUGUUAGAUGCGCAUGCGCACUCUGCUGCUGUUGUGUGACGGGAAACAGUCGGUUUUACCUUCAGCGCUUUACUGACUGAGCUGACCAGUUGUGCCAAGAUGUUCCUAGCCAAGAGACUCAUUGGAGGCAUUCUUGAUGUGGUCAGCAACAUCGACCCUGGCCAGUUUGUGCCAUCAGAGCCUCCCCCACCCCGCAGACCACUGGCUUAUGCUGAGAGCAACGAAUCUGAGGAAGAGAAACAGUUUCGCAAAGUAUUCCAGCAGCUAGCUGGCGAAGACAUGGAAGUAAGCCCCACUGAACUCAUGAACAUCCUCAACAAAAUAAUCUCCAAACAUUCUGAUCUGAAGACAGACGGCUUUAGCAUUGAGUCCUGCAGAAGUAUGGUGGCAGUCAUGGAUAGUGACAGCACAGGUAAACUGGGCUUUCAUGAGUUUAAACACCUCUGGAACAACAUCAAGAAGUGGCAAGGAGUGUAUAAAAGUUAUGACAGGGAUGGCUCAGGAACUAUUGGAGCAGAUGAGCUUCCAGCUGCCUUUAACGCUGCAGGUUUCCCUCUGAAUGAUCAGCUCUUUCAGAUGAUUAUUCGCAGGUACAGCGAUGAGAGUGGAAACAUGGACUUUGACAAUUACAUUGGCUGCCUUGUGAGACUUGAUGCCAUGUGCCGUGCCUUCAAGACUCUUGACAAGGACAACAAUGGCACAAUCAAAGUCAAUGUACAGGAGUGGCUGCAGCUGACCAUGUACUCUUGAGCAAUGUGAACUCCUGGAAUGCUGUCGAAACUAUCAGUUCUACGCUUGUAUGCAAUAAUGAUUAUGUGCUUUGCACAGCUCCUUCUUUUGUUUCUCACACAGUAUAGCACUAAUUCUAGCUAGCAUGGAGCUGGAGUUUAUAUGGGUCACUUGACUGUGACAUUUUCUUUGUUUCACUUUCACUUCGUGUCCACCCCCAAGUUAGUGCCAUUUCUGCACGAAUCCAAGGCUAAAUAAGGGAGAUGAAUUAAUCCCACAAAUAAAGAGAUGUGUGAGAAUCCAGUGUCAAAUACAAUUUUAUACUGAAUUAAAAAAAGAUGAAAAGGU
This is a messenger RNA of Xyrauchen texanus (razorback sucker), 1093 nucleotides long. RefSeq names its product calpain small subunit 1-like. Bases 116 to 766 code for a protein of 216 amino acids. Gene Ontology annotation, molecular function: calcium ion binding. Lineage: Eukaryota; Metazoa; Chordata; Actinopteri; Cypriniformes; Catostomidae. The transcript has 11 exons. The record is from RefSeq and is a predicted model, not a curated record.